AUGGAGCAAAACACCACCCCCAUGAGAUAUAAGAUGAAUUUGACGGUUGAUCUGAAUAAUGUUCAACUCAUCAAUGUCUACAGAGGGGACUACGUUGCCUUCAAAUUGACGCCUUAUCUGCAAUCAACGAAGCAUUCCAGCAAAGCAAGCUUCCAUAAUCGUUACUACUACGACAAAUUUUGCGGCAUCCUUCUCGACUUUUUCUUUGGCUUAUUGCGGUUAGAAAGUCUUAUAUUCCCUUCAGCCGAAUUUGUAAAUGGAAUCCGGAAUGGGGCAACGCUGAUUGUCGUGCUCCAAUUCCUGACCACUCAGACUCAAAAGCCAUUGAAGCACAUUUUUUCCCUCGCGCUCCGGAUACUGAGGAUGGGCCAGAUAAGCGAAAUCGGUGGUUUCUACGCAUUAGCGCUCUCUGAAAAGGGAAAAAGCAGUAUUGGGGACUCGAGAUGA
This is a messenger RNA of Bacidia gigantensis, 447 nucleotides long. RefSeq lists its product as uncharacterized. Bases 1 to 447 code for a protein of 148 amino acids. Lineage: Eukaryota; Fungi; Ascomycota; Lecanoromycetes; Lecanorales; Ramalinaceae. The record is from RefSeq and is a predicted model, not a curated record. The transcript has 2 exons.